Messenger RNA from Prunus armeniaca (apricot), 1965 nucleotides. Lineage: Eukaryota; Viridiplantae; Streptophyta; Magnoliopsida; Rosales; Rosaceae. The record is from the annotation of a GenBank genome assembly.
AUGGAAGUCCUUGCAUCAGCUCAAAUUCAGCGUUUGAUCGUCACCGAGAAACCAAUCGACACUGCCCAGUACAAGCAUCCCCGAAAUUCCAAGACCAGCACGAAGGUGGCUGUGACCCGCAAGCUGCUCGAAAAAAUGCCCCACUCAGACACCUUUGCAUGGAACAAGCUUAUCCAAACCCAUAUCGCCAAUGCCCAUUUCGACAACGCCCUCUCCACAUACCACCAAAUGCUACUCCGCGGUGUUCGGCCCGAUAGACACACUCUCCCCCGGAUCUUAUCGGCCUCCCGCCUUUCCGCUGAUCUCCCUCUCGGCAAACAGCUCCAUGGCCACGCUAUCAAGCUGGGCUGCUCCGAUGACCGUUACGUGGUUGCUGCUCUCAUCGAACUGUACGGCCGUCUCCACAGCGUUGACGCCGCAAAAGGGCUAAUCGACAAGUCCCCUGUCAAGGACUCUGUUUCUUGGACUAUGCUGGCCAGGUUGUACAUCAUGGAAGGUAAGCCCAGCAUGGCGCUUCAUGUGUUUGAUGGAAUGGUUGAAUCUGGAGCUCAGAUAGAUCCUGUGGCGCUGGCAACAGCUGCUGGUGCCUGUGGCAUGUUAAAAUCGGUGAUUGAUGGGAAAAAGGUCCACCGGGUUGCCAAGGAACGUGGAUUGGAGUUUGAUGUGUUGGUGAGCAAUACCCUCUUGAAAAUGUACAUGGAUUGUGGCUGUGUUGAUGAUGCUCGGUCAGUUUUCGAUCAAAUGCCUUCGAAAGAUGUCAUUUCCUGGACAGGAAUGAUUCAUGCCAACGUGAAGAGAGGAAGCUUCAAUGAGGGUCUUAAAUUGUUUAGGCAGAUGAUUGCGGAUGGAGUGAAGCCGGAUUCUCUCUCAGUAUCUAGCGUUCUCCCAGCAUGUGCAAGAAUGUCUGCAAGUAAACAAGGAAAAGAAAUUCAUGGAUACUUGAUUCGAAAUGGUAUCCGUAUGAAUCUCACUGUCUUCAAUGCUCUGAUGGACAUGUAUGUCAAGUCAGGAUUUAUCGAAUCUGCUUCGAAAAUAUUUGCCCGGUUGAAGCACAAAGAUGUUGUUUCAUGGACCGUGAUGAUAUUGGGGUACAGCUUACAUGGACAAGGGCAGCUCGGAGUCGAUUUGUUCCGCCAAAUGGAGGACUCAAGCAUACAGAUAGAUGAAAUCACGUAUGCUGCUGUCCUUCGUGCUUGUGUUGCUGCGCUCAUGGUUGAGGAAGGGAAGUUUUACUUCAACUGCAUCAAGACGCCUGCAGUUGCACACUCUGUUUUGUUGGUAACUCUUCUAUCUCGUUAUGGGUUGUUUGAUGACGCAAAGAACUUCAUUGCUGACAAAAAGAUUGAAGGAGAUGCCGAGGUGCUGAGAGCACUGCUAGAUGGCUGUAGGAUUCACCAGCAAUCGAAAUUGGGCAAGCGGGUCAUUGAGCAGCUCUGUGAUUUGGAGCCUCUUAAUGCGGAUAAUUAUGUUUUACUCUCCAACUGGUAUGCUCACUAUGCAAAAUGGGACAUGGUGGAGGAACUAAGAGGAACGAUUAUAGAUAUGGGUUUGAAAACUAAAAGAGCUUAUACUUGGAUGGAAUUGAGAAACAGAGUUCAUGUGUUUGGGACGGGGGAUAUUUCUCACCCAAGAUCACAGGGAAUAUACUGGGAGUUGCAGUGUUUGAUGCAGAAAAUGGAAGAUGAAGGACAUAGACGUGAUUCGGAUUUUAGCUUCCAUGAUGUGGAUGAAGAGCGUGAGUGCAUUCCAAUUGGGCACAGUGAAUUGUUGGCCAUUUCUUUUGGUCUCAUCAGUACACAAGCCGGAUCGACGAUACGCGUUACAAAGAAUCUGCGGGUGUGCCGCAACUGCCAUGAUUCUGCAAAAAUUAUAUCCCAGAUGGUAGGACGAGAAAUCAUACUUAAGGACCCAAAUUGUUUCCACCAUUUCAAGGAUGGCUAUUGUUCAUGUGGUGAUUUUUGGUGA